AUGGAAGUUGCUGAACCUACACCAGAAGCUUUACAAAGAAAACUUUAUUUUUUAUUAGAACAAUUACAAGACAUGGCAAGAGAAUUACCACCAAAAUAUCAAAUGAGGGUGCCUAUUGAACUUUUGUCUGGAUUAGCAAAUUGUCUUUUAAAUGAUACUGUAUUUGAGAUUGUUAAAGGAUUAAUGGAAAUUCAGCAUGUUACUGAAAAACACCUAUUUCAACAAAGAUUUCAUAUUAUUAAUAAACAUACUUUGGAAAUAAAAGAAAUGAUUAAUUCUACACCAAAUCCAGAACAACAAGAAGUUAAAAGAAAUGUUUUACAUCAAAGGCAUAGGGAGGAACUCAAGCAAACAGAUAUGAAACUAGUUAUUCAAUUAGAUCAGAAGGUGAGUGACCAGCAAGACACUUUAGAAAAGGCAGGAGUACCAGGAUUUUUUGUUACUAAUAAACCUUUAGAAAUUAAAGUGCAAAUGUAUCUUCUUGACUUCAUAUUAAGAUUAAGUAAAAUGGAUAUACCACAGUAUUGUAAA
Brenthis ino (lesser marbled fritillary) is the source of this 531-nucleotide messenger RNA. The record is from the annotation of a GenBank genome assembly. NCBI's taxonomy places the organism in Eukaryota, Metazoa, Arthropoda, Insecta, Lepidoptera, Nymphalidae.